Messenger RNA from Schistosoma mattheei, 246 nucleotides. Lineage: Eukaryota; Metazoa; Platyhelminthes; Trematoda; Strigeidida; Schistosomatidae. The record is from the annotation of a GenBank genome assembly.
AUGUGUAGCCCUCUACCAAGUAUAACAGUAAGAGAAGAUGCUGAACAGGCUUCCAAGAGAAUAUUUGAAGUUCAAUUUAGUUCACUUGCUUUAACUCCAUUUUAUUCUGCCUCUAGUACUCACUCUUCCUGGAAUUUCAGAAACUGUCUCGAUUGGCCAUCUGUUAUUCCAUUCUUAAAGCGAACCCAUUACCGCAAACUGUCUAGUGUUGGCUACUGGUCCUCAUUUGCUGGUAUACAAGUCUAG